This is a messenger RNA of Photinus pyralis (common eastern firefly), 3391 nucleotides long. RefSeq names its product F-box/LRR-repeat protein 6 (gene Fbl6). The record is from RefSeq and is a predicted model, not a curated record. Lineage: Eukaryota; Metazoa; Arthropoda; Insecta; Coleoptera; Lampyridae. The transcript is spliced from 11 exons. Gene Ontology annotation, cellular component: SCF ubiquitin ligase complex. Gene Ontology annotation, molecular function: protein binding. The coding region runs from base 272 to 2314 and encodes 680 amino acids.
UGUAAUAGAGGGCAACUUAAUGAUUUAUCAACAGAAGCGCCUCCCGCAACAUUGGUGUUCAGAUUCAGUAGCAUUGUAGAUUAAGAAGGUCAACAACACUGCUUAUCAAAUGAAGACAUUUUUUCUCGUUAUUUUGUGUUGACAAUGCCAUUAUUAAUAUCUGGUCUUCAAACGAUGUUUCUUCCAACAUAACGGGUGACCUGCCUACCAUACCCGUCUGGAUUAUCUUGAAAAAAUGUAAUAAACAACUGGCCCUUUACGAUUCUGUAUAAUGGCUGACACCACCGUUACGGAAAAUGAAAGUAACGCCGUGAUUAAAACUAGUAAUAGUUACGAACUUUUAUCUCAUACUUCAUCUGAUUUUCAAAUGAGCAACUAUAACUAUUUGGAUACAAAUAAGUUAGUAUAUGGCAAUUGUGAUAUUUUACCAAAUAACAAUGUUUGUACGAGUAAAGGAUUGUCGCAUUGUUAUGAUGAUGUGGAUUGCAGUAGUUCGAUUCAACAGAAUGAUAUGACAACAUAUGGAUCUGAUCUGUUUUUGGGGAGUUCAUUUGGAGAUACCUCACAAAAUUGUGAGACUCUUUUGUUCCAACCAGCAGAUACCACGGCGGGGAGUGAAUUUAUGGCAGAAUCUCAGUACAGCUCCCACUUUAAUCACAGCCAGCAACAUAAUCAAACCGAAGAUAAAUUAGUAGAGUACAACUCAAUAGCAGUUAAUAAAAGUGAGAACUAUCGAACAAACAAAACUAACCAUUUAAAAAAACUAAGUGCAAAUUCUGAUAAGUCGAACUGUCGUGGACGGCGGCGUAAGGCAUUUGUUGCAAUGUAUCAUAGUCAAAUUAGUGGUGAUAAAAACGCCAUCAAAAUCAGAAUUAAAAAAAGUGAUUUAUCAACGCAAUUGCCUCCCACCAAAAAGAAGAGCGGUAGGCGAAAAAAACACAAAAUCAAUUCUGACACAGAUACUUCAGAUCACGAAAGUAGAAGAAAAAGGAGUAAACCUACAGUUAUUGCAGAAAGUGUACCUGUUGUCACAAGUACGGAAAAUAUUACUGAAGAAAGUAAAUGGGCAAACAUGACUCCUGAUAUUCUGCAUAGGAUAUUUCAGACAUUGUGCAUGCAAGAGGGUUGCUUACCUACAGUUGUCAGGUUGUGCAAGGUAUGCAAGAACUGGAGAAACGUCGCUUUAUCUCCUCUUUUAUGGCGCAGUGUAGAUCUGAAUUGGGUUCAGGAAAAACUGCGUACUGACCUUAAACUGCAUUGGCUAAUUCAAAACCGUCUCAUGGCAUGCCAAGAACUAAACUUAGCGGAAUGGAAGGUUCAUAACAUACAAUUGGCCUUAGAAGCAUUAAGUGAACAUUGUCCCGAAUUACGUGGACUUAAUUUAGGCGGUUGGAAAGGGUUAAAUGCGGAGCAUUUGAAAUACUUGACCACAGAGUUUUCUUUGCUGGAACGAUUAGAUCUUUCUUCUAUAAAUAAUACCUCUGCUAUAAAUGCACAACCAUUAGUAAGUUUAGCACAAAUGAUGGGCAGUAGGUUAACACAUCUCGUUUUGGCCCAUAACAAAAUAGCUGGAUUUACUCAAGUGAUUACGUCUAUUGCAUCCCACUGUCCCAAUCUGCAAUUGUUAGAUUUAUCUAAUAUAAGGACCUUUGCUCAAAACACUGCCCUAUUACAUGUAGAAAAAUUACAAGUCGGCUGUCCGAAGCUGAGGGUUUUACGAAUUACUAACAGCCAAAUAUGGCUCGCGUCUGCAAGCUUGUCACAUCAGGUUGCUUCACCGGGUUUUCCGAUGCUAGAAGAACUUUCGUUGGCGGGCGCUGAGGGAUGCCAACUUACUGCUCGUUCGAUAGAUGACGAAGGUAUCGAACGAAUUUUAAAGACCAGUACCAAGUUGAGAUUGUUGGAUGUUCGUGGCUGUGCUCGCCUUACUGACUCAGGACUAGUCAGAGUGCCUGCCUGGGAUCUGGAACAUCUUUUUUUAAGUGCUUGUUACGUAACACGGCUUCAAAACUCCGGAUUAGAGCUAAUAUUACAAAAAUGGAGCCACAGUUUACUUGAGGUGGACUUAGCAUGGUCUACAGCGACAUCGUCGUUAGAUGCUGCAGUGCUAGCGCUUGCUGAAAAAGGAGUAGAUUCUCCCUUACGCACUUUAAAUUUAUGCGGAUCUUCAGUUAGUUUAGAACCUGUUAAAGCUGUACUUAUAAAGUGUCCCAAACUGCACUCUAUUAAUUUACAAUCGUGUCGAGCGUUACCAAGAGGUAUGAAGCGGCUCUAUAUUGGUGAAGCUAUCAGCGAUUUAAGGCAAAGUCUUUAAGUUGUACCAAAAUGUGAAAGUGAUGAUGUGGUUACAGAACGAACAUCUGUAUGUGAGUAAUGGUCCGUUGUUACUGUGUUAUAUUUGAAAAAAAUUUUGAUGUAAUGAGCAAUUGAAAUUGUUUUUACGUUUUUAAAAUACCAAGAUGAGCGUUUCUUUUAAAAGUGACACAAAGAACCUAAGUGCAAGAUAUUGUCGAGUACCUGUAACUGUACGUACUAUGUAUAGUGUGUUUACACAAAGUUUAGGGAUGAGAUUUUUAUUGGUUUAAUUAACGUUAUUGAGAAUUAAAAUGGAGUGCAUGUUAAAGUUUGAUUAUUGUUUUUAGUUAUGCAUAUUUUUAUGUAAAUAUUAUUUCAGUGUGACUGUUUAUGUUGUCAAAACUUUGCUUAAUAUAGUCUAAAUAUACUAAAGCUGUAGAACAGAUAAAGGACAUUAUUUAUAAAUAUUGUUUCUCAAUUAGAAAAGAAUACUUGUUAAUGUGGCAAUGAAAUGGCUCGACCUUAAUUGAAAUUAUAGUGAACUCUUUCAUGGACCUAAUCAUGAGAAGUGGUCUCAUAAUUUAAUUUUAUGAAAACAAAAUACUACAUUGAGACUACAAAAAUUUGCAUUAAAUGCCAAUCAUUUAAAAUUGAAAGGAUAAGAUGUAGAGAACAUUGCAAUAAAAUUGUUCUUUACAGUUUUCCCUUAGAUGACUGGUGCAUUGACCUAAUAGUACUUACAGGGUACAGAGUGAUCCUAAAUAAAAUCUCAAAAAUGAUACUACAAAUCUAGAGAUAAAAAUAAGACAGUUUCACCAAAAUGUAUCUUAGUUCAAGUCAUACUCUUUUGUAGAUAUGUGUUUUUUGAAGGACAUUUUAUAAAGGUAUGUCCAGCAUUUUGAAGCGUAGUACUCCACUUUUAAUUCAUUGAACCGAAGAACGUCAUGUAUACACUAGUACAACAACAGUCAACUCAUGGAUCACGGUGAACCUAGAUCUGUAACCUUUAUCGAGUUUGCGAAGGAGUUCGUUGCACUGGUGAGGCGCGGUUCGCGACGGGACAAUGUUGCAAAUGUGGACAUGCCAACUGUUUAUU